AUGGGGAACAGCUUGAGGUGCUGUUUGGCGUGCGUGAUUCCCUGCGGCGCACUGGACUUGAUCCGGAUAGUCCAUCUGAACGGGUACGUGGAGGAAAUAACCCGACCCGUAACCGCCGGCGAGAUCCUGCAGGCCAACCCCAACCACGUCCUCAGCAAGCCUUCCUCCCAGGGAGUUGUCCGCCGGAUCCUCAUCCUCUCGCCCGACUCCGAGCUCAAGCGCGGCGGCAUUUACUUCCUGAUCCCGCAAUCCUCCUUGCCCGACAAGAAACGACGCCGUACAAAACGCAGCAGUCUCAAAAAGUGUACCACCGACCACGAUAACAGCAAGAACAAUGGUGACCAUCACGCUUCUGUUAGCGACCACUGCAAUCUGUACUUGCCGGAGACGGCAAUCUCCCUCUCCGAGGAGGAGGAGAAGAAGAAGGAGCAAGAUUCGACGCCGUCAACACGGCGUCACAGACGGACUGGGACGGGCAGAUCUGGAGUGUGGCAGCCAUAUCUAGACAGCAUCAUGGAAGACUCGUAA
Linum tenue is the source of this 528-nucleotide messenger RNA. NCBI's taxonomy places the organism in Eukaryota, Viridiplantae, Streptophyta, Magnoliopsida, Malpighiales, Linaceae. The record is from the annotation of a GenBank genome assembly.